AUGGUUCAGAUCAAAGACUUCGCCGUGGAACAAUGGAUGGACAAGUAUGAGACGACGGCCAAGUAUAACGUGGCAGAGACGUGCAGCGCCUCAGUGUCAGUGAAAGAUCUCCAGGCGCUUUCCGAGGACCCGGAGUCUCAACCGCUAGAGCAUAUUUUUGACACCAAGCUCACAUACGGUGCGAUUCGCGGCUCUGAACGACUACGAACGACCCUCGCCAAUCUGUACUCCGUGAGGACACCAACUCCAUUACCACCGGAUAACAUUCUAGUCACUCCAGGCGCAAUUCUGGCCAACUUUCUCCUGCUGUACACCUUGGUUGGCCCUGGAGACCAUGUUAUCUGCCAUUACCCCACCUAUCAGCAGCUAUACUCGGUCCCGGCAUCUCUUGGAGCCGAUGUAAGCCUAUGGAAGUCGAAAGAGGCCGACGGGUGGAAGUUGGAUUUGGACGAGCUAAAGGAGCUCAUUCGUCCAAACACCAAACUUAUCAUCAUCAAUAACCCUCAGAACCCCACUGGGGCUAUUAUUCCCCAGAGCACUCUGGAGGAGAUAGUGGAGACUGCGCGCGAGUCAUCCAUAUAUGUCUUUUGCGAUGAAGUAUACCGUCCGCUCUUCCAUUCCAUCACCCCGAUGGACGCAGACUUUCCGUCGUCUGUCCUGUCGCUUGGCUACGAGCGCACGAUCGUAACAGGGUCCAUGUCCAAAGCCUACAGUUUGGCUGGCAUUCGCGUAGGAUGGAUAGCGUCCCGCGAUCGAUCUAUCAUUGAAGCCUGCGCCUCGGCUCGGGACUAUACAACAAUUUCAGUCUCGCAGCUAGAUGAUGCGGUUGCAAGCUACGCUCUAGCACCAAGUACCAUUCACGCUCUUCUAAGGCGGAACAUAGAGCUCGCAAAAACGAAUUUUGCGAUCCUGGAGAAGUUCAUUGAGUCGCAUCGGUGGGCGUGCGACUGGGUCAAGCCUCGAGCCGGGACUACGGCGUUUGUUCGGUUCAACAAAAUGGGCAAGCCUGUAAACGAUGUCUCCUUUUGCGAAACGCUCCUCGAGCGGACCGGGGUCAUGUUUGUGCCCGGCAGCUUGUGCUUCGGAAACGGCGAGGAAUUCCAUGGCUAUGUGCGGAUCGGAUAUGUAUGCGAGACACACGUGCUGGAGGAAGCACUAGCGGCAUUGGCGACGUUCUUGGAUGAUGGAUAUGAAGAUGUGCCAGUGAUUAAAAAGAAGGCCACAGCUUAA
Aspergillus calidoustus is the source of this 1230-nucleotide messenger RNA. NCBI's taxonomy places the organism in Eukaryota, Fungi, Ascomycota, Eurotiomycetes, Eurotiales, Aspergillaceae. The record is from the annotation of a GenBank genome assembly.